Messenger RNA from Liolophura sinensis, 1757 nucleotides. RefSeq lists its product as uncharacterized. The coding region runs from base 95 to 1687 and encodes 530 amino acids. Gene Ontology annotation, cellular component: nucleus. The transcript has a single exon. The record is from RefSeq and is a predicted model, not a curated record. NCBI's taxonomy places the organism in Eukaryota, Metazoa, Mollusca, Polyplacophora, Chitonida, Chitonidae. Gene Ontology annotation, molecular function: DNA binding.
UUUCCGAAAAACUUAAUAAAGUUAAGGUAAAUAUGUACAGCCUACAAGUGCAACUUCGGCUGAAUUUUUGCUGACUUUAUGCAGGCCUACACACAUGUACCAUGGAAAAUGUAUCCACACAUCACCAAAUGUAUCCACACAUAAAACACCCCGUCCUCUCUUUUUUGCAGACAGCGUGAUCAUGGUCAGGAAUUACAAACGAACAACCACCCGGGGACAGUAUGGAAAUGAAUCGCUAGGGCUGACCCUGCGGUCAGUUAGCACUGGCACACCCCUUCUAAUGGCGGCCAGGGAGUUUAACAUUCCGGCUAGGACCCUGCGUCGCCACAGGGAUGGUAAAGUCGCCAAUCCCGGAGUCUCACAGCUAGGCAGGCAUCGAAUCGUUCUUUCCACUGACGUCGAGAGAGAGCUCCAUCACCAUGUGCAGUACAUGGAAAAGGUAUUGUAUGGUCUGGCCACCACAGACGUCAGACGGCUGGCUUAUAACGUGGCCGAAAAACGUAAACUCAACCAUCCCUUCAGCCACGAAAAAAGGAUGGCCGGGAAAAAUUGGCUGUAUGGUUUCCUGUCGCGCCAUCAAGAUUUAAGCAUAAGAGCGCCUCAGGGAACAAACAUUUCACGUGCUGUUGGGUUCAAUAAGCCUAAAGUCCAGCAAUUCUUUGGAGUGUACCGCCAAUUGCUGGAAACACAAGACUUCACCCCUGCUCGUGUUUGGAAUAUGGACGAAACCGGAAUCACAAACGUCCAUAAACCAGGGAAAGUUUUGGCCACCAAGGGCAUCAGACAAGUUGGUAAGAUGACCAGUGGCGAAAGAGGGAAAACGGUGACAGUCAUAUGUGCCAUGAAUGCCACAGGGGUAUAUGUGCCCCCGAUGAUGAUUUUUCCAAGAAAGAGGAUGGUGGACGCAUUGAUGAAUGGUGCACCACCACAGGCAGUUGGAUACGUGAGCCCAAGUGGAUGGACCGAUUCGGACCUCUUCGUUAAGUGGCUAGAACACUUUGCGUCUUUCACAAAUGCCACACGCGAUAUCCAGCAUAUCAUCAUUCUGGACGGACACCACAGCCAUAAGACCUUAGCAGCUGUGACCUUUGCAAGACAACAUGAAAUCAACUUGCUAACCCUCCCCCCACACAAUAUACACAAGAUGCAACCUCUGGAUCGCACCUACUUUAAAUCUUUAAAGACUGCAUACAAUGCUGCAGCGGACUCCUGGAUGGUGGCAAAUCCAGGUAAACGCAUAUCCUUCUUUGACAUUGCUGGGAUUUUUGGAAAAGCUUUCCUCCGGUCGGCCUCCUCAGAAAAAGCCGUGCAUGGCUUCCUCACAUGCGGCAAUUGGCCAUAUGACGAGAACAUCUUUUCUGACGAUGAUUUUGCACCAUCGAUGGUUACUGAUCAGGAUCAGCCCGCUAGUGAUGUCCCAUCCGUGUCAGCGGUACCGUCAACUGAUGACUCCUCCGACGAUCAAGCAACAAAUAGUGUAGCGGCACCUUGUGCGGCAUCUGAUGCCCCACUCCCUGAAGAAAACGCGCCUCCACCUAUUGUUGAAGUAGUUCGGGCUGCAGUUGACCAUCCCCUAACCAUCGCAGACCCCCCAGUUUCUCCAGAUGACAUACCUGAUGCUGUUGCAGGUCCAUCCACUGAUAGCUCAAGCCAAAAUGCAAGUAAGUACAUUAAACUGAAGCAGUGAUAAUGAUGGGAAAACUGCUGCUGCUUUAAUCCCCCAAAUCUGACCAAGGAUGGCCCUGGACAGUUAUGCA